AUGAAACAUGGAAGAUCAACGGUGGAGAUGGGAUUCAUUGAGAAGCGCCGGGUCCCACUUAAAACAUGUGGGACCCACGUUCUCCUACAUAUCUUCAGCCUUACGACACCCUCCAUUUAUCCUUUGCGCUUCUUCUUCCUCAGUGCCUCUCCUGCAAAUCUUUCUCUGGAAAUGAUUCUCUUACUUCUCUUGUUUCUCUCUCUACCUCACGCUCUCUCUCUAAACCAGGAGGGCCUUUAUCUCCUUAAAGCCAAAGAAGGACUCGACGACCCAUUCGGUGCCCUCUCCUCUUGGAAGGCCCGAGACGAGUUACCAUGUAAUUGGAAAGGAAUCGUCUGCGACUCACUCAACCGGAUCAACUCGGUCAAUCUCUCUAGCACAGGCGUCGCCGGACCCUUUCCCAGCUUCCUUUGCCGACUCCCUUUCCUCUCCUCCAUUGAUCUCUCCAACAAUUCCAUUGACUCAUCUGUUGCCGUCGAUUUCGGAGCGUGUCAGCAUAUCAAGUCCCUGAACCUAUCUGAUAACUUGCUGGUGGGCUCUAUCCCUGCUUCGCUUUCCAGAAUUUCAGAUUUGCGCGAACUCGUUCUAAGUGGAAACAAUUUUUCCGGGGAGAUUCCGGCGAGUUUCGGUGAGUUUCGGCGACUUGAGAGGCUGUGUCUUGCUGGAAAUCUUCUCGAUGGUACGAUACCUUCUUUUCUUGGUAACAUUUCGAGUCUCAAAGUUCUGGAACUCGCUUAUAAUCUAUUCAGGCCGAGUCAACUCAGCCCAGAACUCGGUAACUUGAGGAAUCUGGAAGUUCUCUGGAUCAGCAACUCGAACCUCUUUGGUGAGAUCCCGGCGAGUUUUGGCCAAUUGACUCUCUUAACAAAUUUGGACUUGUCCUCAAACCAGCUCAAUGGUUCGAUACCGAGCUCGCUCAGUGGGUUAUCCAGAAUUGUUCAGAUUGAGCUCUACAGCAACUCGUUAUCAGGCGAGUUGCCGGCGGGAAUGUCGAAUUGGACGAGGUUGCUACGACUGGACGCGUCAAUGAACAAGCUUGAAGGUCCAAUUCCGGAGGAGUUGUGCGGAUUACAACUUGAAUCACUGUCACUGUACCAAAACCGAUUCGAAGGGUUUUUACCAGAGAGUAUAGCUGGGUCGAAAAACUUAUACGAACUCAGAUUGUUCGACAAUCGACUCAGAGGAAGAUUACCAAGUGAGCUUGGAAAGAACUCCCGUUUAAACACUCUGGAUGUGUCCAGCAAUCACUUUUUCGGCGAAAUUCCGGCGAAUUUAUGCGCAAAUGGAGCUUUAGAAGAACUUCUUAUGAUUAAAAAUUCUUUUUCAGGGAAUAUUCCAGCGAGUCUCGAGAAAUGCCAGACCCUGAGACGUGUUCGGUUGAGCUACAACCAGCUCUCCGGCGAGGUUCCGCCGGAAAUAUGGGGUUUACCCCAUGUCUAUCUGCUUGAUCUAAGUGUUAAUUCACUGUCUGGGCAUAUCUCUAACUCGAUCUCCGGUGCUCACAACCUUUCUAGUCUGUCAAUUUCAAGUAACCAGUUCUCUGGAUCGCUUCCCAGUGAAAUCGGAUCGUUGAGGAACCUUGGUGAAUUUUCGGCCAGCCAAAACAAGAUAACAGGCAAGAUUCCGCAGACUUUUGUUCAUUUGAGCAAGUUGUCUAGUCUCAUCCUUAGUAAUAAUGAGCUUUCUGGCGAGGUUCCAGCUGGAAUCGAGUCCUUGAAGCAGCUCAAUGAGCUUAGGUUGGCUAACAAUAAGUUAUCUGGGAACAUCCCUGAUGGAAUUGGGAGUUUGCCAGUGCUUAAUUAUCUUGAUCUUUCCGCCAACUCGCUUUCUGGGGAAAUUCCAUUCUCCUUGCAGAAUUUGAAGCUCAAUUUGCUGAAUCUAUCCUACAAUCGACUCUCUGGUGACAUUCCUCCCCUUUAUGCUAAAAAAUAUUUUCGAGAUAGUUUUGUGGGCAAUCCAGGUUUAUGUGGUGAGAUAGAUGGGCUUUGUCCUGGGAAUGGUGGAACCGUAAACCUAGAAUAUUCAUGGAUACUUCCAUCCAUUUUUACUCUUGCUGGCAUAGUUCUUAUUGUUGGGGUUGUUUUGUUCUGCUGGAAGUACAAGAAUUUCAAGAAAAAUAAGAAAGGAAUGGUGAUAUCCAAGUGGAGAUCCUUUCACAAAUUGGGUUUCAGUGAGGUUGAUAUCGUGGAUUGCCUUAAUGAAGAUAAUGUGAUCGGCAGUGGAUCGGCAGGGAAGGUAUAUAAAGUUGUAUUCGCCAAUGGUGAAGCAGUUGCAGUGAAGAAACUAUGGGGAGGGUCAAAGAAAGAUACUGAUUCUGAGAAAGAUGGAUUGGAGAACGACAGGGUGGACAAAGAUGGGUUUGAGAUUGAAGUUGAAACCUUGGGAAAGAUUCGACACAAGAAUAUCGUUAGGUUAUGGUGUUGUUGCAAUACUGGGUAUUGCAAACUUUUGGUUUACGAAUAUAUGCCAAAUGGGAGUUUGGGUGAUAUGCUGCAUAGUAGCAAGGGGGGCUUACUGGACUGGCCAACCAGGUACAAGAUAGCCUUGGAUGCUGCCGAGGGGCUGUCUUAUUUGCAUCAUGACUGCGUUCCUCCCAUUGUUCAUAGGGAUGUGAAAUCAAACAACAUAUUGCUGGAUGGAGAGUUUGGUGCUAGAGUGGCUGAUUUUGGAGUUGCUAAAGUUUUCCAGGGGGUCGGAAAGGGGGAAGAGUCCAUGUCUGUGAUAGUUGGUUCUCGUGGUUACAUCGCACCAGAAUAUGCCUACACUCUUCGAGUGAAUGAAAAGAGCGACAUUUACAGCUUUGGGGUGGUCAUUCUAGAGCUGGUGACAGGUCGACUUCCAGUGGACCCAGAGUUUGGGGAGAAGGAUUUGGUGAAAUGGGUGUCUGCCUCCUUGGAUCAGAAAGGAGGAGAGCAUGUCAUCGAUCCCAGACUCGAUUGCAGCUUCAAUGAAGAAAUUGUCAGGGUCCUAAAUGUAGGUCUCCUCUGUACCAACGCACUUCCCAUUAACCGCCCUCCAAUGCGAAGAGUGGUAAAGAUGCUGCAGGAGGCGGGUGCCAGGAACAAGCCCAAGACUACUGCAAAGAAGGAUGGGAAGCUUUCUCCUUAUUACCAUGAAGAUGCCUCUAACCACGUGUAGUUAUGGAGCCUGGAGGAGCUUAGUUCCAUAGCUUAGGGAAGAGAUUUUGGUUUUUCCUCUUUAGCAAUUCCCACUUUAAGAAGUAUGUAUAGCUAAACUUAGACCUCAGCUUCAAGCAGCAAAGAAUUGUAACAUUAACAGGUCUCUAGUUCGUGAAAAACACUAGACAUAUCCAGAAGAAAAACGAAAAUAAAAAAACCCUCUGUUGUACUAAACUUCUGAAAUUUGAAUCCAGUUUCCCAUUUCAAAA
This is a messenger RNA of Vitis vinifera (wine grape), 3388 nucleotides long. RefSeq names its product receptor-like protein kinase HSL1. The record is from RefSeq and is a predicted model, not a curated record. NCBI's taxonomy places the organism in Eukaryota, Viridiplantae, Streptophyta, Magnoliopsida, Vitales, Vitaceae. Bases 1 to 3138 code for a protein of 1045 amino acids. Gene Ontology annotation, biological process: protein phosphorylation. The transcript is spliced from 3 exons. Gene Ontology annotation, molecular function: ATP binding; protein kinase activity; receptor serine/threonine kinase binding.